AGUAUGGGAGCUGAAUUUAAUUGUCUAUUUUAAUUCUCAUGCUUUCCUUUACAUAUAUUGUGGAUAGUAACAACUACUUGAAGUGAUGAAAAGAGAGAGUUGCAGAGGAACUCUGUUUUCUUGUGUGAGUUUUAUGCGCUGUUGAAGAAUCAUUGCGCUAAAACAUGAAUUUAUUUCCGUGUUAUAUGUAAAAAUACUAAUAUUUUUAUUAAAGUUGUUUUUUCUUUUUUUAGGAAUGAAAACAAUAACCGGCUCAAGUAGGCCCAGCCCAUAUUAUGAAAUCAUGCCCUUAAAUCUAUUGAGAUUCGAGGGAUCAUCUUUAAAUCAGUAGACUGCUUUGAAUCCCUAACCCUAGAGUUUCCUAUAGUCGAGGAGCGAUGGUGUGCAUAAGGAAAGCGACGAUGGACGACCUGCUUGCGAUGCAGGCCUGCAACCUGCUUUGCCUGCCGGAGAAUUACCAGAUGAAGUACUAUCUCUAUCACACUCUCUCCUGGCCCCAGCUUCUCUACGUCGCCGAAGACUACAAUGGCAAGAUCGUCGGUUACGUCCUUGCCAAGAUGGAGGAGGAGUCGAACGAGUGCCAUGGCCAUAUUACCUCUCUAGCUGUCCUCCGCACCCACCGCAAACUUGGCCUCGCCACCAAGCUCAUGAAAGCCGCCCAAGCCGCCAUGGAGCAGGUGUUUGGAGCAGAGUAUGUGUCACUUCACGUGAGGAAGAGUAAUCGUGCGGCAUUUAAUCUGUACACUGAAACAUUGGGUUAUAAGAUUGAUGAUGUAGAGGCAAAGUAUUAUGCUGAUGGAGAGGAUGCAUAUGAUAUGCGGAAGCAGCUGAAGGGUAAGCAGAAUCACCAUCAUGGACAUCAUCACCACCAUCAUCAUCAGCAUGGUGGUGGUUGUUGCUCGGGUGAGCCCAGGAGUGUAGAACCAAGAGGGGAGGCAAAAUCGGACCCCAAAGCCAGUACAAAAUCAGAGUCAAAAUCUGGCAGUUGAUGGUUUGCAGUUUUUGUUAUUAUGUCAUGUUUGUUAGAUUUUUAUAUGGCUAUGCGUUUAUCGAUACGUUCUAUGAGUGUGCGAUAAUGUACUCGAUGAUCGGUUGAUUCAUCGAUAUAUGUUUACUGUUACUGGCAUGGUUAUGUAAUGUUCUUUCCUGCUUUCUUCUGGUAUUCUUGCUGGAUUAUUUUUCCAACAAUUCCUUUGCAGUUCUAUUUGUAUUUCAAGUUGCUUUAGAAUGUACCGGCAUAAGAAGCUACAAGUGAUAUGCUCUUCUUAUGCCAUUCAGAUUC
Tripterygium wilfordii is the source of this 1282-nucleotide messenger RNA. Its product is annotated as N-terminal acetyltransferase A complex catalytic subunit NAA10-like. Gene Ontology annotation, biological process: N-terminal peptidyl-glutamic acid acetylation. Gene Ontology annotation, molecular function: protein-N-terminal-glutamate acetyltransferase activity; protein N-terminal-serine acetyltransferase activity. The record is from RefSeq and is a predicted model, not a curated record. Gene Ontology annotation, cellular component: NatA complex. The transcript is spliced from 2 exons. The coding region runs from base 378 to 989 and encodes 203 amino acids. Lineage: Eukaryota; Viridiplantae; Streptophyta; Magnoliopsida; Celastrales; Celastraceae.